Messenger RNA from Hermetia illucens (black soldier fly), 978 nucleotides. It is a transcript of the gene awd, whose product is annotated as nucleoside diphosphate kinase. The record is from RefSeq and is a predicted model, not a curated record. Gene Ontology annotation, molecular function: nucleoside diphosphate kinase activity. Lineage: Eukaryota; Metazoa; Arthropoda; Insecta; Diptera; Stratiomyidae. Gene Ontology annotation, biological process: CTP biosynthetic process; GTP biosynthetic process; UTP biosynthetic process.
CCUUAAUAUUUCUAACUGGUUAAAUUUGAGCCUGGCUGCACCCUAUCCUUUGAAAUUCGGAGCAGCCACCUUGUGGGAAAACCUUUCUAGCCAGAGGAGGAACAGGAUAAUCUCCAGGACACUCUUUUGGUGCAGAAUCGAUUUGUCGUAAUUGAGGCAACACUCGCCGAAAAGUCUCCACGUCGUGCUCGUCAUUUUCGCCGGAUUGUAGGUUUCCGGGGUCUGUCGCUUUGCCGUUGAAUCGUGUCACUUCAUUCAGUUUUUAUGAUCGGUUCGCUCUUGGCGCUUUUCUCAUUGUUCUGUCCAUCAAUGGCUGCAAAUAGGGAACGUACUUUCAUCAUGGUCAAGCCUGAUGGAGUCCAACGUGGACUCGUCGGCAAGAUCAUCGAACGCUUCGAGCAGAAGGGCUUCAAGUUGGUUGCCAUGAAAUUCAUGUGGGCCGACAAAGCUCUCCUCGAAAAGCACUAUGCUGACCUAUCGUCUCGCCCGUUCUUCCCAGGACUCGUUAACUACAUGAACUCCGGCCCCGUUGUCCCAAUGGUGUGGGAGGGUUUGAACGUUGUUAAAACUGGCCGACAAAUGUUGGGUGCCACUAAUCCAGCUGACUCUGCUCCCGGAACCAUUCGUGGAGAUUACUGCAUUCAAGUUGGACGUAACAUCAUUCAUGGAUCUGAUGCCGUCGAAUCAGCCAAUAAGGAAAUCAACUUGUGGUUCACCGAAAAGGAAUUGGUCUCGUGGCAACCAGCCACAGAACAAUGGGUCUACGAAUGAGUGCCUAAAAACUUUAAAUUGUAAGAAGAAUGUGUGUGAAAAGAGGGCUCAAUCAACAAUCCAUGAGCCUGUAAAUAGUAUUGCAAUAGUUUGUAACAUCGUCGAACACACUAGCAUUUAUAAUUCCAUUUUCUCUACAACAAAUGAAAUGUUUGCUAAAGGAAAGAAUUUACUCAAACCGAUCAACAAUAAAAAAAUUAAAGUUAA